Miscanthus lutarioriparius is the source of this 393-nucleotide messenger RNA. NCBI's taxonomy places the organism in Eukaryota, Viridiplantae, Streptophyta, Magnoliopsida, Poales, Poaceae. The record is from the annotation of a GenBank genome assembly.
AUGGUGUUCUACCACGGCGGCGCGUUCGUGAUCGAGUCGGCGUUCACGGCGCUGUACCACGCGUACCUAAACGGGGUGGCGGCGAAGGCGCGCAUGGUGGCGGUAUCCGUGGAGUACCGCUUUGGCGUCGAGCACCGGAUGCCGACGGCGUACAACGACUCAUGGCGCAGACGCUCAAUCUGGGUGGUAGCCCGUAACGCCGCGUCCGGCCGGAGCCGUGGGCUGCGGAUCGGCCAACCUGCCCCGGCUCUUCGUCGUCGGGGACAAAGUCUGACGCCAACAUCGCACACAAAAUGGCCAUGCGCGCGGGGCACGCAGGAGGGCGGCGGCGAUCGGAUGGCGGCGCAACCAUCACGGGCUCUGUUCUCGGACCCUUACUUCUGGGGGAAGUAG